This is a messenger RNA of Rhizophagus irregularis DAOM 181602=DAOM 197198, 642 nucleotides long. RefSeq lists its product as uncharacterized. The record is from RefSeq and is a predicted model, not a curated record. NCBI's taxonomy places the organism in Eukaryota, Fungi, Glomeromycota, Glomeromycetes, Glomerales, Glomeraceae.
AUGAACAAACCAAAAAAGAGGCAAUCAAGAAAGCAACGAUCAAAAAAGAUAGAAACAAAAAAGAUAGAAUUAAUUGAUAACGAGAUUAUAAGUGCUAUGAAUGAAUAUAAAGCUAUGCCAAACUGCUACGUAAUGAUUAGUAAAAAAAUCAAUAAAGGAUUUUCCCCAAAGCAAAUUCGUCAGCGAUGGAUAAGUCAACUCGAUCCACGUCUUUGUCAAUGGCCACUCGAUAAUAAUGAAAAAUUUUACAUUAUCCACUGGGUUGAAGGAUAUAAAAUUAAGAAUCCAUCUAAGAACAUUAACUGGAAAGAAUUAAUUUUUGAGAUGGAAAAAAAAUUCGGUAAAUUUCGUUCAGAAAGUAAAGUGAAAAAUUAUUAUUCCUCAACGUUAAAACAAAGACGGAAAAGACAAUUACCUUCAAAUGAUAACGUAUUCAAUCAAAAUAAUAAUGUGCCAACAACCGUAUUACCUUCACCUCAAGAUAUUAACGUUCCAAAAGGCUAUCUUCAUGAUAUUGACUUUCCAAUAAUUAAAGGUUCUGACCGGAUAAAAAUUAAAAAUUUGUUAAAUUGAUAAAUAAUACAUUCUAAUUAGCUUAAAAAACAAUCAUGUUUAUACGAUAUAUAUAUAUUUUAAAUCGAC